AUGACACAUGGAAAUUGCACUGAAGUGACUGAAUUCAUUCUUCUGGGAUUUGGUGCCCAACACAGGAUUAGGCUUGUCCUCUUACUUGUAUUUCUACUGAUCUACAUGACCUCCAUCGUGGGUAAUAUUGGAAUGAUCCUACUUAUCAAAGCAGAUUCCAGACUUCAAACACCCAUGUACUUUUUCCUACAACAUUUGGCAUUUGUUGAUAUCUGUUAUACCUCUGCAAUCACACCCAAGAUGUUGCAAAAGUUUAUGUCAGAAAACAAAUCAAUAUCAUUCAUGGGGUGUGUAAUGCAGUUAUGGGUUUAUGCAGCAUUUGCAACAAAUGACUGUUAUCUCCUGGCUGCUAUGGCAGUGGACCGUUAUGUAGCCAUCUGUAACCCACUUCACUAUCCCAUAGUUAUGUCCCGAAUAGUCUGCCUCCAAUUGGUAGCUGGUUCAUAUUUGAUGGGCUCAAUAAAUUCUUCUGUACAAACAGGUUUUACAUUUUCAGUGUCCUUUUGCAAGUCCAAUAUGAUCAAUCACUUUUUCUGUGAUGUUCCCCCAAUUCUAGCCCUUUCAUGCUCCAAAAUUGACAUCAACAUCAUGCUUCUAACAGUCUUUGUGGGGUUUAACUUGAUGUCCACUGUGCUGGUCAUCAUCAUCUCCUACAUAAAUAUCUUAACUACUAUCCUAAAGAUCCCUUCUACUUCAGGGAGGAAAAAAGCCUUCUCCACAUGUGCCUCCCACCUGUCAGCAGUCACCAUUUUCCAUGGAACCCUCUCUUACAUGUACUUACAGCCUCAUUCUAAUAAUUCCCAGGAGAAUAUGAAAAUUGCCUCCAUAUUUUAUGGUAUUGUGAUUCCUAUGUUGAAUCCCCUGAUCUAUAGCUUGAGAAAUAAGGAGGUAAAAGAAGCUCUAAAAGCAAUAAGGAAGAAAUUCUUCUAG
Messenger RNA from Choloepus didactylus (southern two-toed sloth), 930 nucleotides. Its product is annotated as olfactory receptor 5AK2-like. Bases 1 to 930 code for a protein of 309 amino acids. Gene Ontology annotation, biological process: sensory perception of smell; G protein-coupled receptor signaling pathway. Gene Ontology annotation, cellular component: membrane. Gene Ontology annotation, molecular function: odorant binding; G protein-coupled receptor activity; olfactory receptor activity. The record is from RefSeq and is a predicted model, not a curated record. NCBI's taxonomy places the organism in Eukaryota, Metazoa, Chordata, Mammalia, Pilosa, Megalonychidae. The transcript has a single exon.